UUUCAGUGUAAGCAAAUCAAAACAUAACAGUCAUAUCAUGCGACGCCACGUGGCGCGGUGAAUUCUUAAGGAUGUCUUGCGUUGAACAUGAAGUUCCUCCAGGUGGAUCUUCUGAUGUUCCCCUGGAUGGUUCCUCCAGUGGCGGAUCAAAUGAUUCUUCGCAUAGGAUGGGAGCGGCAAUAACGGAACCCAUGGCUAUUGCAUCAACCUCUGCAGGUUCUGCUUCUUUUUUAACGAUGCCGGAAAUGGGAACGCUGCCAUUAGCAUCUUCUCUUCCUAGCGCUCUUUGUGUAACAUCCAAAACGUCCGAUGUGAUUUGCAAUCCAUGGAGGAAUUUGGUCAGUCAGAACAGGAGGCGUUACAAAAAGGAUAACUUCGAUUUAGAUCUUACAUAUAUCACAGACCGGAUCAUUGCAAUGGGCUUUCCAGCUAUAGAUCAAGAAAAGAUUUACCGGAAUAGCAUGAAAGCAACAGUUGCAUUUUUGGAACGUUACCAUGCUGAUCACUACAUGGUUUUCAACUUGCGUGGGCGACAUGCAUAUGACCCGAGCUAUUUUCACAAUCGCGUGAUGACCUUUGAGAUGGAUGAUCACCAUCCACCAAGGCUGGAAUUAAUGGCACCCUUUUGUCGUGCUGUGCAUGACUACUUGGCUGCCGAUGAGCAGAAUGUUGUUGCGGUACACUGCAAAGCGGGUAAAGGACGUACGGGUGUAAUGAUUUGUGCUUAUCUCGUGUAUAUAAACUUUUAUUAUUCACCAAGGCAAAAUAUGGAUUACUACAGUAUCGUGAGGACAGUCAAUAAUAAAGGUGUAACCAUACCAUCUCAGCGACGUUACGUUUAUUAUUUUUCACAUUUAAGGAAACGCAAUCUCAAUUAUAUGCCACUUCGUUGUGAACUUAUUGGUGUAUACUUUGAGCGACCUCCCAGAUUGAACGGUAUCUUACUUGAUGGAGCAUAUCGGUUACGAGUUGCUAAUGGCGAUGUAGAUGUAUUUAUACCGGGACCCCUUCGAUUAAGUGGUCGAGAUUUUGAUGAAGAGGAAGCACUUUGGAGCCAGUAUCCCUGCUCUGUAGGGGAAGACCAAUUCAAUCCUUACGACCCACAACCUGGCAAAGAUUGCAUUUCAAGGCGAUGUUAUGGAUGGAGUGUGCCAGCGAAGAAAAGAGUAUUCAUCGAAGGCGACGUUCGGAUUGAUUUUUAUGCGAAGAAGUGGUUUAAAGGUCUGGGAUGGACUUUGAAAGAUCGAGAGAAACUAGGGCAUGUUUGGUUCAAUACAAUGUUUACUUGUCCUGGAUAUUGUGGUGGAGUGUAUGUACAUGGUGACGAGGCAUAUCCUUACCCAAAAGGUGGAACAACGAUAUUCAGUCCAUGGCCGCCUCUCGAUUCUCGAUCUUGCGAAACAACAAACGGUAUUCUUAAAAAUACUUCUCAGUAUUCUGAUGGCAGUAAUAGAAGGAGACGAAAUGAGAAGAAACCCCAUCUGAAAAACGAAAGACCAGUAUCACAUCAGUGGAAUAUUGAUUCUCCUCCAGGACUUGAAAAACAUUGCCCUCUGCGGUGUUUGCCUCUAAUAUAUCCUGAACAGCUCGGAAGGCAGCCUCCACGGAAAGAAAUCAUGGCGAUGUUACGUGAUGCACACAUAAAGCAUUUGAUCAGCGAUAAGUAUAAGAUGCAUCUUCAGUCACUUCCAUCUAGCAAUACUAUUCCCAGAAGUCCCGAAGUCAGGUUAGACUGUGGAGGGCCCAUGUGUCUGAUGCGUCGACCCUACGAGCAUGUCCUAACAUUCAGUGUUCUAGAAAUAGAUCGAGCUUUCAAGCAUGAUAAAGUAAAUAAGGGCUUAAAGAUAUAUGUAGUCGUGAGGUGUAUUGAUGUUGACAACAAGGACGAUGUCGAAUUAGCAAAGAAAUGUAUCGAAAAUAUGUACGCAGCACAAGCAAAAAUUGAUGUAGCUAGAACAGAGGAGAUGCGAAAAAAAAUGGGCAAUCCAGAUUUGAAAGCCUUUCUGACAGUACGUCAUCCCAUUCAUCAAAUUCUUACUCAGCAGAUGCUAUAUCUGACCAACCUUGGCGAUGUGACCCUCGCUUGCAGAAUACUAAUUUACGUAAAUAUUUCUUCAGACAACGAGCAGAUUCGAAAUCGGUUCAUCCUCCGGCGAAUUAUCGGUGUAAGCCCAGAACAGCUAAUUCUUCAUCAGUGAAUUUAUGGGAGACUGACCUAGCAAAUCACGGUAGUGAUGAUUGUUUGGGCGAGGAAGAAAUUACAAUGAAAAAACAGAUUGAAAAUGCAGAUACUGAGUAUGCAAAAGAUUUUAUAGCAACUCAAGAUCGAGAAUGGCUGGAAGAGUCAUCCGAGAGUGGAGACUAAGAGCAUUUUUAUUUCAUCCAUUGGAUUAAUCAUCCUGAAAAAAAAAUUGUGGAUUGCAUUCUUAAUAAGGAGAGAACGAAGGGAUGGUUCUCACACAAUCGUCAUUGUCGAAUUUAGAUUGUGGGUGUUAUUUACGCGUUGGGCAUCAUGUGAUGAUGUUCGUUUGCUUGUUGCAUGUUGAGAUUUCAUGUGUUUUAAUAGUUGUUACUAAUGAUAUAACAAUCACAAGUUCAACUUUAUGAAUUACAGAAUUGAUGUUACAACAGUUUACUUCAGCGUUCAUUAAACCAGUGUUUUUCCGGCGUUUGUAACCCAAUCUUUUUACAAAGUUGUUUCGUUGUUUUAUAUCUGGAAGGAGCUUACUAGCCAAAUCUAAUUUUUUUGUUGUUACGGAAUUCUCCAUUAUAUGAUCUUUUUUCAAAUUAGAUUUUCUCGUUGCUGUAUGUUAUAACACGCUAGUGUACUGGCAGUUUAGAUUUACUUUGUCUAGUCAUCAGCGUGAACCGAGCAGUCAAUCUCUAUGCUUUUCUAUAGCCUUCUUUAAGGACCCAUUCAGUAGAUCAGUUGUGUAUCUUUGCUUCACUGUAUUGGUAAGCCAAUAUUUCUUCGUAUUUUAGUUUUCCAAGUUUUUCUCCCAUCUUUUUCUAACACUGGAUUCCGCUGCAGUUGUGAUAUCCCCUACGCUUAGUCAUGCAUUUUGACAUCAGUCUUAUUCCCAUAGAUUUCAAGCCGAAACUCAGCUUCGGUGAUUCUUCUUUCGGUGUUGUUAGCACCGGUUUAUUAUAAUUCCGGACUGCUGCAACCGACGUUACAUUGUAAUUGUGCUUAGUCUUUGUCGUUCUUUGCUGCAACAUUUGGGAAAGAGAUCACAAAUUUUAGUUUAUCCCGAAUGUUCGUUCACUUCGGUUUGUUUACUAAUCCAGCAGGGGUUCCAUUUCCGUUGGAGACGAUAAUAUAGGAGGAAGGGGUAAUCAGAAAAGUAUCCACAAUGUUGUGAAAGCUUGAUUUUUGUUUUGACCUUCCGUUUCGCAUUUUUACACUGUAAAUAUCGUAAGC
Molecule: messenger RNA, 3421 nt
Organism: Loa loa (African eye worm)
Lineage: Eukaryota; Metazoa; Nematoda; Chromadorea; Rhabditida; Onchocercidae
Exons: 18
Coding region: 72-2198 (708 amino acids)
Biological process (GO): protein dephosphorylation
Cellular component (GO): cytosol
Molecular function (GO): protein tyrosine phosphatase activity; phosphatidylinositol-3,4,5-trisphosphate 3-phosphatase activity
Source: RefSeq, a predicted model, not a curated record